Belonocnema kinseyi is the source of this 3692-nucleotide messenger RNA. RefSeq lists its product as uncharacterized. Gene Ontology annotation, biological process: branched-chain amino acid catabolic process. The transcript is spliced from 3 exons. Gene Ontology annotation, cellular component: extrinsic component of mitochondrial inner membrane. Lineage: Eukaryota; Metazoa; Arthropoda; Insecta; Hymenoptera; Cynipidae. Gene Ontology annotation, molecular function: oxidoreductase activity, acting on the aldehyde or oxo group of donors, disulfide as acceptor. The record is from RefSeq and is a predicted model, not a curated record. Bases 142 to 3615 code for a protein of 1157 amino acids.
GUCAUUCUCUCGACAUUCUCUCGAUUCUCUCAUUCGUGGAAGAAUCAUGUAUACGAUGUAUACUCAAUGACGAAAAUUUACUAAUAAAAGUUGAUUUCAAUGUCAGGAAAUUAAAGAUUGUUUCAUAUCCAGAAAACAAAAAUGUCGUCAAAGAACACUCCACCAGCGAAUUUGCCUUUCGAGCUCCAGUCAUUUUACUCAAACGAAUGCUACAUCUGUCGCAAAACGAUUGAAAAAGUUUCCCUCCAAAGAUGCAGCCGUUGUCAGAUGAUUUCUUACUGUGGCGAGGCACACCAGAGGAAGCAUUUUCAGGUUCACAAAGAUCUCUGCAAGGCAAUUGGAGAUAUGGCGAGAGAGAGAAAGAGUUCGAACAUUUUCAAAAGUCUCUGUAACACGGAUCCAAAAACUUGGAAAGCAGAAAAAGAAACGCUCUUAUCGGAAGCUCAGUCAAGAGUAUCGAGACCUCUUCUUCCUUACGAGCGCCUGAUGUUUAUUUUUCCACGGUGCUGUCUCAUUUGUCACGAUUCGACACAGGAUUCACUAAUCGAUUGUAAAGAAUGUCCAGCUAUGAGCUUUUGCAGAAAACACCAAAACGAUCCAAAUCACAGAAGGUCCCAAGAAUGUUUCUGGAUAGAGCAUUGCCAAAUGUUGGAUGCUGAUCUGAAAGGGUAUACAAGGGCAACCUUCAUCGACAAAAUCCAAAGCCUGAUAUCCUGCAUUCCCAUGAACGAAGUUUCGAAAAAGAAAAGAGCUCUGAAUCUUCCAGGAUCGAAUGAAGAAUUUUUAGAGCAGUAUAUGAAAUCCGAGAUUGAAAUUCCUCAAAUCACCAAGUUCCACGCGUCUGAAUUCUUCGCUCAACCCUUGACCGUCUUCAAUGCUCUCCAGAGGUUGAAUCUUCCGAAUUACCAGGCUCAGAAUCAGGAAAAAUCCGAAAUGGUCAUUCAUGCGAUUGGUUGUGAUCUGGAAUUUGAUCGGCCCAUAUUUUGGGAGAUAUUGUUGCAUCUGCUGCCAAACUUGAAGACUUUGAAAGUCAUGAUUACUGAUCAGGAUUCAGCAGGAGGGAUCCAACCCAACAUCUGCAGUCUUUGUCACUCCAGGAAAAAAGAAUUGCUUGUUGAGACUCUAGAUAUUUCGUAUGAAGAAUACUUGGAUGAUAAAGCUUCUUCUGAUUCCGACGAUUGGAAAAUCAAAAAGAAGCCGGAUCUGGUUCUUUUUUACGACUUCACUCCUUUGAAAGUGGAUGAUGAGAAGUGGACGGAUAUUUUUGAAACUUGGGGAAAAGUGGAAUCUCAUUUGGUGAUAACAGCACAAGGUCCGGAAAAAAUUACGGAAAUUUGGGCAAAGUUGAAGUCUUAUUUUGGGGGAUCUGUGAAUAUUAUUUUAAAGGAAUGGAAUAAUUUCUCGAGCAUAAGGCCUCGUAGAGAUGAGGAAAAAUUCGGGACAAUUUAUACGAAAUGCCAGUGUUGGAUUAUUUGUAAAAUUUUUAGAAAAGCGAUUGAAGAGAUGAAAAAGAAGAAAUGCACAAAGUGUGGAGAGAUGAACUUGUUUCUGGAUGAUCAAAUGACUUGUAACAAGUGCACCGAAAAGACAAAAGCUUAUUUUGAUGCUCAAGUACUGGUUAGGAUGAAUGCGAGUAAUCUUUAUUAUCAGAAUUCCUGUCAUAUUUGUAGAAGUAGGCCCGAGAGUUUACUUGCUUGCAAGAGGUGUGGGAUGAUUUCUUACUGCGGGGAACAACAUCGCAAGGAACAUUGGACUCAACAUCGCGACUUUUGCAAGGUAAUUAUCGGAAUGCAGAAAGAGAUAGGAUCCUCGAACCUCUUCGAAAGCCACAAAUCGGCAGAUCCCGAAACCUGGCUUCGAACAAAAGUCAACUUAAUGACAAAGGCCCAGUCAAAACUAGGAAGACCGCUCUUGAAUUACGAGCAGGAGAUGUUCAAGUUUCCCAAAGUCUGUCUCGUUUGUCGCGAGACUAACCCCAAACUUUUACAAAGAUGUGACUGUGAAAUGAGCCUGUGCAAAAAGCACAAAGAAUGCCCUCGUCAUACUUUAAUAUGUGAAGCAAUGAUGCAUUCCUACAGUUACGAAUUGAGCUUCACAGCUUGCAGCUUGGCCCCUUCACCUCGAGAAGCAUUCGCUCCACUUCUCCAAGUCUCUAUCGAUAAAAUUCCACAUCUCGCGGAAUUUCGGAUUCUCCCGCCCACGAUAGAAUUAUUCAUUGCCCUGUUUCUCAAACUCAAUGAAAAAAUGGAGAAAAUCUUCCAGUCCCAGAGAAACAUUCCCAGCAUGCGGAACGUUCUCGUCUCGAAAUAUUUUUCCAAACCUCUCUCCUUGAUUUACGCCUUUGAAAAAUUGAAGAGACCUGCAGAUGAGAAACUUGUCAUCCACGUGAUUGGUUCCUGCAACGAGGAAGUGGACGGUGCAAUUUUUUGGGAGACUUUACUUCACUGGUUGCCGAAUUUGAGGAAAAUCAGGGUUAUCCUAAUCAGCCCGGAAUUGCCGAGACAAGCAAAUUUUGUGAAUCUUUGUGAUGCUUGCCAGAACUAUGGAUACCAGUACUAUCUCGGAGUCUAUGGAUUGCAUUAUGAGGAAUAUCUGGAGAGUGAAUUUUACAGAAAGCCAGAUAUUGUUAUGGGUUUUAAUCUUGAUAUCCAUGAAAGCGAUUUUGGAUUCGUUGAGUGCACUUGGAAGGAAUCAAUCCUGGCGAUUGCUAAGCAGAAUGUCCCAUUUAUUUUGACUUCAGCGUCUAAGGAUAGAGCUCGUAGGGAGAACGAAAAGCUGAGUCAAAUGCUGGGAAAGGAUGUUAAAUCUGUUUGGAUGGACAGGAAUCCUCAUAAGUGCUUGCAGCCUUAUCGGGAUUAUGAAUCUGAACGAGUUAUGUAUUUCAACGAGUAUUUGGCGAUUUAUACUGAUUUGAGCACCGGAAAAGAGCAGAGAGAACCUGGAGAAAAAGUUCAGAUCAAUAUGAGGAAGGAGGGAGUGAGUGAUUUGAAAGACAGUUUGGAGAAAUUGUGGAUCUCAGAAUCAGGAGAGAUUAAGUCGAGUAAGAAGAAGAAAAAGAAGAAGAAGGAAAAAGUUGAAGUCGAGAAAAGUCUUCAGACUAAGGAAAAGAUUUUACCGAAGGAUAGUCUAGCGACUCUAGACAACGAAGAGGCUGCGCCGGAGGAAAAAAUCCAGUCGGAGGAAAAAAUCCAGUCGGAGGAAAAAAUUCAGUCGGAGGAAAACACUGUUCAGAAGAAAGACAUUUUGUUGAAGGAUAAUAUUCUAUUCAAAGAUAAUAGUCUGGCGAGAGAAGAACUUCUGCCCAAGGAAAAUAUCCGUAAGGAGGAAAAUACUAUUGAGAAGGAAGAGAAGAUUCUACACAGAGAAAAUAUUGCACCAGCUGAAGGGGAGAGUACUUCACAGAAAGAAACUGCUUUAGAAGAGGAAAUAAUUUUUCUAACGGACACUAAACUCUUGAAAGAAAAUCGCUUUUUGGACGAAGUCAAUAAGAAACUAAAGGAGAAAAAUUCGGAACUGAAGGCGAAAAAUAUGAGCCUUAAGGAGAGAAAUCAAGAGUUGAAGGACAUCCGAAGCGAAGUUAAGGAAUCUUUAUCUCUAGCUGAGAAAGAAAAAUAAUAAUUUUUCGAUUUUACCUUCUUUUGAAACUUUGGUAGACUUCAUUCCCCAGAGUAUAUUUUUUUAGGUUUAAACUA